Messenger RNA from Artibeus jamaicensis (Jamaican fruit-eating bat), 3423 nucleotides. RefSeq names its product 3-hydroxy-3-methylglutaryl-CoA synthase 1 (gene HMGCS1). Gene Ontology annotation, biological process: acetyl-CoA metabolic process. Gene Ontology annotation, cellular component: cytosol. Lineage: Eukaryota; Metazoa; Chordata; Mammalia; Chiroptera; Phyllostomidae. Gene Ontology annotation, molecular function: hydroxymethylglutaryl-CoA synthase activity. The transcript has 12 exons. The record is from RefSeq and is a predicted model, not a curated record. The coding region runs from base 245 to 1807 and encodes 520 amino acids.
CCGCCUCCCGGCGGUGCCGGAGUCGGGAGGCUGGAAGGCUAUAAAGCUGGUGGCGAGGGCCGGCACCGCACCCUGCGCUUUCGUGGCUCUCUUCUCUUCCUGUACCGCCACCUGGACACCUUCGGGUGGAAAGGCAGCUGGAUUUCUCUCCUGUAAUAGUGGAAAAGAUCACCAGUGCCUGAAGGAGGGAACACUGACAGACCUGGAGACUGAAGUUCAUUGUCCCUCACACAGCUCUUUCACCAUGCCUGGGUCGCUUCCUCUGAAUGCAGAAGCCUGUUGGCCAAAAGAUGUGGGAAUUGUUGCGCUGGAGAUCUAUUUUCCUUCUCAAUAUGUUGAUCAAGCAGAGUUGGAAAAAUACGAUGGUGUAGAUGCUGGAAAGUAUACUGUUGGCUUGGGCCAGGCCAGGAUGGGCUUCUGUACAGAUAGAGAAGAUAUCAACUCUCUCUGCAUGACUGUGGUUCAGAAUCUGAUGGAGAGAAACAACCUUUCUUAUGACUGCAUUGGGCGGCUAGAAGUGGGAACAGAGACGAUCAUCGACAAGUCCAAGUCCGUGAAGAGCAACCUGAUGCAGCUCUUCGAGGAGUCUGGGAACACGGACAUAGAGGGAGUGGACACCAUGAACGCCUGCUACGGCGGCACGGCCGCCGUCUUCAACGCUGUGAACUGGAUCGAGUCCAGCUCGUGGGAUGGACGGUACGCCCUGGUGGUUGCGGGGGAUAUUGCUGUGUAUGCCACAGGGAACGCUAGACCUACAGGCGGGGUCGGGGCCGUUGCUCUGCUCAUCGGGCCCAAUGCGCCUUUAAUUUUUGACCGAGGACUUCGUGGGACACACAUGCAACAUGCUUAUGACUUUUACAAGCCAGACAUGCUGUCGGAAUAUCCCGUAGUAGAUGGGAAACUCUCCAUCCAGUGCUACUUCAGUGCACUGGACCACUGCUACUCUGUCUACCGCAAAAAGAUCCGUGCCCGGUGGCAGAAAGAGGGAAUUGAUAAAGAUUUUACCUUGAAUGACUUCAGCUUCGUGAUCUUCCAUUCCCCCUACUGUAAGCUAGUUCAGAAAUCUCUAGCUCGGAUGAUGCUGCACGACUUCCUGAAUGACCAGAAUAGAGAUAAAAAUAGUAUCUAUAGUGGCCUGGAAGCCUUUGGGGAUGUUAAAUUAGAAGAUACCUACUUUGAUAGAGAAGUAGAAAAGGCAUUCAUGAAGGCUAGCUCUGAACUCUUUCAUCAGAAAACAAAGACAUCUUUGCUCGUAUCAAAUCAGAAUGGAAAUAUGUACACGUCAUCCGUGUACGGCUCCCUCGCCUCUGUUCUAGCGCAGUACUCACCCCAGCAGCUGGCGGGAAAGAGGAUUGGCGUGUUCUCUUACGGUUCUGGCUUGGCGGCCACCCUGUACUCCCUGAGGGUCACGCAAGAUGCCACACCAGGGUCUGCUCUUGAUAAAAUAACAGCAAGUUUGUGUGAUCUUAAAUCAAGGCUCGACUCAAGAACUUGUAUGACACCAGCUCUCUUUGCUGAAAGCAUGAAGCUCCGGGAGGACACUCAUCACCUGGCCAACUAUAUUCCCCAGGGUUCAAUAGAUUCACUCUUUGAAGGAACAUGGUACCUGGUUAGAGUGGAUGAAAAGCACAGGAGAACAUAUGCCCGGCGCCCCUCUCCCAGGGCCAACACUUUGGACGGAGGAGUGGGACUUGUACACUCCAGCACGGUGGCCGAGCACAUUCCAAGUCCUGCUAAGAAAGUGCCGAGACUCCCGGGGACAGCAGCGGACCCCGAAGCAGCCGUCAUCAGCAAUGGGGAGCACUGAGGGCUCCUGUGCAGGGGAGACUCCGGUGGGGGUUGGGGGUGGGUGUGUGUGGGAACGGUUGGGAAUGGGGUGUCGGGGCGACAUUAAAUGAUUACGUGUUGUUUAACAUUUUGUGUGACUGACACGGAGCCUGGAAAGCCGCGGUGCUCUCGGGGAGGUCUCUCUGCUCAGUGCGCCGUGCGCUCCCUGGUGGGGUCUGGCCAGGGCGCAGGCCCUGCCAAGGGCUCUGUGAGGGUCCCCACCCCUCUGGCCGCUUGUGUGCAUGAGGCUUUGUGUUAAAUGUGGUUCGAUGACUCGUGUGCUUCUGCAGAAGAGAGGUACUUGUCUUAAUUCUAAUUUGUCUGAACAUGUAAGAAUUUUAUACUUUGAACAAACAAGAUUACUUGGGAAGUACCUGUGGUUUUUGAAGAAAGUUUAUAGUUUAGGAAUGUGCUUUUACGUGUGAUAUACACAAACCCCGUUUGAAAGCAAAUGGCCUUUUUCUGGACUUUGUACGUUCUGAAGAGAGAAGAGUGGGGCCCGUAACUCUGGUUCUGUAAACGGCAAUGCGGCUUCACACCCAGGCCCAAGGGAUCGUUGGGCCUCCGCGCAGAGACGCUGGCGCUGGGCAGACGCCUGCUGUGGACGGUGUGGUGCACGGGGGGCCGUGACCGCGGCACUGGGCCCUCCUGAGUCAGUGUGUGCUGAAUGAGGCUGGGCAGCACCGAGGUGGCUACUGCAGUCCUGUGUACCUUAUUUGGAAGAAUAAACCAUUUUUCUGGCUGCCUUUUACAAUUUUUAAUAAGGGAGGAUGGGGCAAGGCAUGGUUAGGUUACUUCUGAUGCUUCAGUGUUACAAACUCAAAGACCAACAACCUAAUAAGUUCAUGGUGUUUUGGGGGUUUUUUUUGUUUGUUUGUUUUUCCAUUAAAAAAAUCUGUUUAAUGAAAACGCAAAGGUAAAACGCAUAUUUUUACGUACUUUGAUCAGCCAAAACAAGUGUUCUACUUCCAGAUCUGGAAGCAGGAUCUAUAAAGCGUUUUCUCAGACUUUCACUUUCAGAACACUAUCACAUGGUAUGAAUAAGACUGGUUAGACAGUUUUGUAGAUACUUUUGGUGCUGACCUAGGACAUGAGCCUUAUAGAUUGUAAAAUAGAGACCGUUGGAACUAAUGUACAGAACUAAAUUUUUAAAAUUUCAUUUGCUGUUAAAUUCCAUGAAGUCUCAGUUAUCUAAAAUGAACUUACACAAAUAUGAAAUGUAAUGUUUCAAACUGCAAGGUAAUGUGUAAUGUAGUGUUUGUAAAAUACUCUUGUUUAAUAGUAACUAAUGGUAUUUUGAUUUGUACAGUCAUAAUUUGUUAAAAUGAUUUCAUUUUAACAUCCACUGAUACAGAUUAAUAAUGGAAGUUCAGAUUUAAAGGUUGAUGGGAAAAUGGUGCAUGCAAUACUUUUGCAAGUAUUGGAAGUUUGGUAUGUUUUGAAAAGAGUAAUUUAACCUUUUGGGGUGUCAGAAAAUGGAUUUUCUCCAAGUCCAUUGCCAAAAAUGGGCAGACCUAGUAAUACUGGCACAGAGAAUUAACCGGACACCUUAUUAACAGUGAGGUGAAUAAUUCUGAAUAAAGUUUUAGAGAACUA